Molecule: messenger RNA, 3217 nt
Organism: Bombyx mori (domestic silkworm)
Lineage: Eukaryota; Metazoa; Arthropoda; Insecta; Lepidoptera; Bombycidae
Product: prostamide/prostaglandin F synthase
Exons: 7
Coding region: 212-832 (206 amino acids)
Source: RefSeq, a predicted model, not a curated record
UCGAUUUUCAAGGGUGAAAUAUCAAUUCACUGAAUCGAUUCAGAACUACAUAUCGAUUCUUUGGCUCGAGAAAUCGAUUCUUAGAUUAGCCGAUCUCAAAUCACCAUCCCUAUUGCAAACAUAACAUUUCUUUCGCCGUCGGCCGGUUGCUAUUGUCGGUAUUUGAACUAAAAACUUUUUGAUAAAUCACAAAAGCGAACUAAAACUUAAAAUGUCUCCGGAUAUUAAUCAGAUCGGUACGCAAAAAGUGAGAAACGUUUCCAGUGGCGAAGUUUUAGAAUUGAAGAGCUUCUGGGAGCAACAGAAUGUGGCUAUUGUAUUCUUUCGUCGCUGGGGUUGCAUGUUUUGUAGGCUCUGGGCUAAAGAGUUGAGCGAAAUAGCGCCUAUUCUCAAGCAGCACAACAUCAAACUUGUCGGGGUUGGCGUCGAAGAGGCCGGAUCCAAGGAGUUCAGCGAAGGAAAGUUUUUCGAUGGAGAUCUGUAUUACGUCGAGAACAUUUCAACUUACCAACAGUUGGGUUUUAAAAGGUUCAAUGUUUUAACUAUUUUAACUUCGCUGCUAUGGAAGCAAUCACGUGACGCCAUUUCGAAAGGAAAAGCCAUGGGCUUAAGUGGCGACAUGAAGGGAGAUUGGGUUCAAGUGGGUGGCGCCGCUCUGGUAGAAAAGGGCGGGAACUUGCUCCGCCAUUUUGUGCAAACCGGACCGGCGGAUCAUCUGUCUAAUUUGGAGAUUUUGAAGCAAUUCGGUUUGGAAAAUGAGUACAAAAAAGAUGCGGAGAACGAAAAGAAUUCGAAGAAAAACGAAGACACCACAGAGACAGAAAAAGAGUAAUGUAUGGUAUGGUGCGAAUAACUCGUGCCUAGCGCCGAUACACACUAUAUGGACAGAGCGAAGAUGCAGAACUUGGGUAUAAUAAUAGAGUCGCCACUAUUUUUUAAUUACGAAAAAUGAAAAAAAAAUUGUCCGACACUGACAAUAUCCAUGACAAAAAAAAAGAAAAAUAUAUUUUAUAAAAACCUUUAGGCCGGAUUCGAGAACAAUUUUUUUUUUAAAUCUGGAAUUUGUUAAAAAUGUGUUAUGUCGCAAAGAGCCAAUUUCGUUAUUACUGAUUUAUUCUUUCAUAAUAUUGAAUUAAACUUGUGCUCUCUCAUUUUUUGUUAUCUACGGUAAUAAACUUAUCACGCUGAACGCCAUAUUAUAAAAAAAAUUGUAUUUUUAUUUAGGUCACGGUGCGCACCGAUGAACCUUACUGAACCGUUCAGACCGUGAGGGCGCCACCCGUGAACUUUUUAAAAUAUCUAAACUAGAUGGUGGAAGUCGCUAAUUUUUAUUUUCAGUGCAAAUUACCACAAUUUAUGAAUAUUAGAAUGAAAUUUUCAAGUUGAGAAAAAUUACUGAUUCCCUGAUUAUGGCUUGACCCGAAAAUGCCACCGGUGGGUCGCAAAGCAUGCAACGUGUUAAAAGACGAAAAGCUAAAAACGAAUAACAGAAAUGGACGUAAUAACUUCAGUGCGCCGCGUAGGGCACCGGUGACCUACAACGCAUUUAAAAGCUUAAAAAACCCAAAGCUCUUUACUUCUCAUAGAUUCUGUUGAUUUAUUUUAAAUAAUUAAUAUUUAGUGGUGUCACAUUUCGUAUAUAAUCAUCACCUGUAUUUCUUCCAUAAUCACGAUUUGAUAAAACGGUAUGCUUGGAUAUAAAUAUUAUAUUUUUAUAAUAAUUCCUUUCAAUGCGUGUCCAGUUUUCUUGUGUCGAUCUUUUAAUCCACGAUAAGUUUUUAAUAGACAAAACGACGCGUGGUCUUAAACAAUAUUGCUUAUAAACGCUUAACAACAAAAGCGUUUUUCGUUCUAAAUAAAGAAAAGAAUAUUACAAACUUUUUUGAAAUGAUAAAUUUUACAUUUUUGUUGAUUCCAGUAUAUGGAUGACAUAAUUAAAAAAAAAAAAUCUGCUUUCAUCAACGGUCCAUAGAUGGCGCUGUAAUAAAAUGUAAUCUUUUUUUUAAAUACAUGAUCAUUUCAAUUCUUCGUUCUUCCAAACCUGCAAGACUGUCCAAAAAUUGAAUGUAACAUUUUCAGGGUUCGUGUUCGUAUUAGAGUAGACUUUAUGUAAUUGAACUUUAAGCUUAAAAUCCUUUAACAGAUCAGGAUUUCUUACAUCGUUAGAAUCCUUCCAUUAUCUCGAAUAACACUGGCUGUAAUUUCGUUUGACAGAGCUGCCGUGUUUUUUUUUAAUUGUUAUUUCUAUUAUAUUAAGUUGGCUGUUUCAAAAGAGGCUUUCGCUUAAAUAAAUUUAUAAGAAUUUGCAUUUAUUUUGAGAAAUACAAUUAAGUGAUAAACUUUAGACUGAUUAAAAAAAGACUAAUCGUUUUUAUUGAUUUCAUGUAAUGGGCAUUGAUAAAAAAAAAUUGCGAAUUUAAUAAAAUAAAAUUGAAAAUUAUAGAUCAAUGUAAGAAAUAUUUAAAUAUAUAAAAAAAAAACAUCAAUGUCCAUUAAACAUACAACUGAAGUUUUGUUUGAAUGUAAAAUGUUGGAGGAUGGUGGAAUAUUGAUUAGUUGUUACAAGUUUACAGCGGUAAGAUUGGUACAUUCAUUUGCCAUAUAUUAAUUUGAUACUAUUUUAUGAUUUUAUGUAUUUAACCAAGCUCUGAUAUAUGAUAAUUUGCAAAGCAAAAUUAUGGUUUGAAUUGGAUCAAAAAUACAUCAUUUUUCACAAUUAAUAAAUACCACUGAAUGUUUAAAAAAUUACGAGGGACCAAACGAAUAUGUCCACCUUUAAAAUUAGUGAUCACUAAAAAAAAUACUUCCUAUUUAAGUGAAGAUUUAACUUUCUUGCGUUAGUUAAAACAGAAAUUAUUAAUUUGAAACUCCAGUUGCAUCUCAAAAUAUCACAAAUAGGGUCUUCCAUGAAAAUUCAAUUAAUUUUGUUAAAUGUCUAAAAAAAUAUAGUAAUAAUUUCAAAGAUUAAGCUACCUAUUGAUAUGUACAAGAAAAAUUAACAUAAUAUAAUAAUGAGUUGUUGAUUUAUUAAAAUUUGCUCUUAUGUGCUAAGAACAGUGAAUGUUUGAGACGCAACAUUAUUAAAUAAAAUGCAUGUAAUCAUUAGAUAAUGUAUGUACCUUCCAACAAAAGUUUUCCUUGAUAUAUGAAGUGUUUUGCAUGUUUUGUUUUAUAUUAUGUAUAUGCUGUAUUGUAAUAAAGGUAUGUUUGUUGGAAA